Molecule: messenger RNA, 1215 nt
Organism: Talaromyces marneffei
Lineage: Eukaryota; Fungi; Ascomycota; Eurotiomycetes; Eurotiales; Trichocomaceae
Exons: 1
Coding region: 1-1215 (404 amino acids)
Biological process (GO): beta-D-galactose catabolic process via UDP-galactose, Leloir pathway; glucose metabolic process
Molecular function (GO): aldose 1-epimerase activity; carbohydrate binding
Source: RefSeq, a predicted model, not a curated record
AUGCGUUUCCAGAGCUACGUCUCCGCGGCGGCGCUGUUUGCGCUACCGGCUCUCGGUAAGAGCCCCGAUUCUAGUAGUAGUGGCUCUACUACAGAUCCCUUCAAGAUCUAUAACAUCACCGCAACCAACAUUACUGCUUCCUUUAUCGGGUACGGUGCGCGUCUCGUGGCAUUGUAUGUCCCCGACAGCAAUGGCACAAUCCAAGACGUUGUCGUCGGUUAUGACGACCCGAAGACUUAUUUGCACGACUCCAAAACUAACCACACCUACUUCGGCCCUAUGGUUGGCCGCUAUGCCAAUCGUAUCAAGAAUGGCACAUUUACUAUUGACGGGGUGACAUACAAAAUCCCCACGAACGAGAACGGUGGCGCCGACACCCUUCACGGUGGUAACGUGGGUUACGACCAGCGCAAUUGGACUGUGGCCGCAUCGUCCAACGAUAGCAUCACAUUCUCUCUGCUCGAUCCUGGAUAUGAGGGUUUCCCCGGCACUGUGCUCAACCACGUCACUUUUACAGUUGACGCUCUCAAGACUCCCGUCAACCCCAAGGGUCACCCUCAAUUAACCUCCCGCAUUGUCUCUUUGUCAUUAACCGAAAAGACCCCCAUCAUGCUCGCAAACCACAUCUACUGGAACUUGGAUGCCUUCCAAGUGCCCACCAUCCUCAACAACACCUUGCAGAUGCCUCUGGCCAGUCGCGUUGUUGCCGGCGACACCAUCCUAGUCCCCAACGGCACCAUUUUCGACGUUGAAACCGCCUUUAACGGCGCACUGGACUACACAGCCGGCAAACAGCUCGGCGCCGACUUUAACAAAGCCCUAGGCGUCUGCGGCUUCAAUUGCACGGGUGUCGACACCUGCUUCAUCAAUGACCGCGUCCCAUACUACUCGGAAGGCGACAUUGUGCCCAUCAUCCACCUCUCCUCCCCAUCAACGGGCAUCACUCUCGAUGUCGCAUCUAAUCAGCCCGCGCACCAAAUCUACACCUGCAACGGCCAGAAUGGUACCAUUCCAAUCAAGGAGUCGCAAAAGGCUCGCAACGAGGCUGCGGGUAAAGGUGGCGUAGAUUACGUGAACAAGUAUGGCUGUAUCGUGAUCGAGACGGAGGGUUGGAUUGAUGCGAUCAACCACCCGGAGUGGGCUCAGCACGAGAUUUACUCGCCGGCCGAUGGGCCGGUGGUAAAUAUGGCUACCUACCAGUUCGGUACUCUCUAA